Molecule: messenger RNA, 789 nt
Organism: Fibroporia radiculosa
Lineage: Eukaryota; Fungi; Basidiomycota; Agaricomycetes; Polyporales; Fibroporiaceae
Exons: 8
Coding region: 1-789 (262 amino acids)
Source: RefSeq, a predicted model, not a curated record
AUGUCCACCUGUGUGGCUCCGACGAUUCAAGAUCCAGAAGCGAAGAACCCGACGCGAACUUGGAUCCCAGUCCUUUUUCGACGCGUCGUCCCUAUUCUCUUAGCUUGCAACAACAAUUAUAUCGUAAUCAGAAUGGCUCCUCGGGGACUUUCCGCUGAAGACAAACGCGUCAGGCUUCUUGAAAUUUUCCAUGAGACGAAAGAUUUCUUUCAGCUGAAAGAGUUGGAGAAAAUCGGACCAAAGAUGAAGGGGAUCGUUUCACAGUCAGUCAAGGAGGUGCUUCAAGGACUCGUAGAUGAUGGCAUGGUGCAAGCAGACAAGAUCGGAUCAUCUAAUUUCUUUUGGAGCUUUCCCUCGCAGCGAGGUGCAAUGAUGCAGAGCCGCUUGGCCACCGUGAAGGAGAGUCAAGCAUCGUAUCGAGGUCAGCUCACAGAACUCCGCGCGGCAAUCGAAGCAGAGAGGGCUGCACGGCCGGACAGUGUAUGCCCGCCGAACAUGAUUCUUAUGGAGGCCGCAGUGAUAAUGGUUUUCUACCCCUUCCAGGAAGACCGUAGGGCGGCUCUAGCACGUCUGGCGUCGUUCAGGAAGGAGUUCAGCGAGCUCGAGGCCGAGCUAGCGCAAUACGGUGCAUGCGACCCUAUAAGAGUAGAAGAGAAGAAACGUGCGGUGGUGCUUGCCAAAGAGGCAGCAAGCAUUCCCCCAGCCCACUUUACAAGACAGAGCUGUGUCGAACCCGCGGAGAUCAAGAAAUAUCUUGGUGUGGACGAUGAGUAUGAAGAUAUCUGUUGA